GCACUGUUUGUGCGCCGCGCAAGAUGGCGGCCUCCAGUCGAGCCAUGUUGCUGGGUGGGAGCUUGGCCUCUUCAGCGGCCCGCGCGGCUUUUAAUAGGUUUUGCGGGCUCCGGCAUGUAGCCACUACUUCCCUCCUGCUACCUGAGCAAUUGUCCUUCCGCAUUUACUGCACAGAGGUCAACCAAGAGGAGCCCACAAAGCCUGUUGAUCGUGAGAUAGAUUCACGUUAUAAAGAAAUGCCAUGGAAAUACUUGGAGAGUGAAGAAUACAUAAAUAAAUAUGGCAGCAAUCCUGUCUGGUUUGGAUACAGGCGUAAUUUCAAGGGUCAGAUUCCACCACAGAAGACCCGGAAGAUGUGCAUUAGAAAAGAUCAUAUCUGCGGGAAUCCCUGUCCCAUCUGUAGAGAUCAAAAUCUUUUUGUGGAUUAUAGGAAUGUGAAGCUUCUUGAACAGUUUAUCUGCCCCCACACGAAUAUCAUAUAUGACCCAAUCCAUACAGGGGUGUGUAUGAAGAAAUAUAAGGAGCUAAUCAGAGCCAUUAAUCAAGCUCAAGACAAUGGACUUCUACCUGUUAGCACUCCCUUGAUUUCUUUCCAAGAUAUGGAUUGGAGCAACUGGCAUCCAGCUGUUUCCAAGACUCCUCCAUCCCCAGCUUUGUGUAGCAAGACAUCAUGGUAUCCUUGGUAUGACUGGCAGCAGCCUCCAGAAAAAAAAAUUAAACUCUUCAGGAGGAUUUACAAGGAUUACCUGAAAGAGGAGAACAACCCUUCAUAAACCAGAAAAGGCAAAAAAAGCAAUUAUAACAUUCCCAAUGAUAACUCAUCCUUAAGAAUCCUCUGAAGUAUUGUCCAGCUGUGAGGGAGCUGCUGUCUGUUUUCUCCUCCAGGCGUGCUUCCAACAUCAAUAAAAUGAAUGGGGUUACUGAUGAUUCUGAUGGUUGAACUUUGCUGGAAACACUUGACUGAAUGAGGGUUGGGGGGGGUGAGUAUGGGGCAACGGUAAAACAAAAACACAGCUCAGGGGAAGAGCUGUUUGACGUGUGUAUCUACAGUGUGAUGGGGUUUUCAUUUCACAAUAAAUCAUGGUUUGUUAAA
Molecule: messenger RNA, 1093 nt
Organism: Python bivittatus (Burmese python)
Lineage: Eukaryota; Metazoa; Chordata; Lepidosauria; Squamata; Pythonidae
Gene: MRPS18B
Product: mitochondrial ribosomal protein S18B
Biological process (GO): mitochondrial translation
Cellular component (GO): mitochondrion; ribosome
Molecular function (GO): structural constituent of ribosome
Source: RefSeq, a predicted model, not a curated record